GGAGAUUUAGAAAGUCAAAUUGUUGAUUGUUAGCAGUGUUACUUAAUACUUAGUGCGUGUAGAGAGAGAGACCACCGUAUAGUUCCCAUCUUAGCUUCUUCCUUACCCUUUCUUUCUUUCUUCAUAUCUUGGUUCCUUCUUUCUCCUCCCACCUUAUAUAUAUAUCCCUUCUCUCCCAACCACAAAGAAACCACCAACCCUCCAAACUUAACUUCUCCCGAGAUCCCAACCAUAUUCUCUUCCUCUCUAUCUCUUUCUAGCCACCCAUGGAAAUAGAAGCACAGCAAUCCAAUACAUGGGAAGGCUAUGUUGAUUGGAGAAACCGUCCCGCUCUCAGAACCCGCCACGGUGGCAUGCUUGCUGCUUCCUUCGUUCUCGUGGUGGAGAUAUUGGAGAACCUAGCGUAUUUGGCGAAUGCAAGCAACCUGGUGUUGUACCUGAGAGAGUACAUGCAUAUGUCUCCAUCUAGAUCCGCUAACAAUGUAACUAAUUUCAUGGGAACUGCCUUCCUCCUCGCACUUCUCGGCGGUUUCUUAAGCGACGCUUUCUUCACAACUUAUCAUAUCUACAUCAUAAGCGCACUUAUUGAGUUCCUGGGUCUAAUAGUACUAACAAUACAAGCAAAGGUACCUUCGCUAAAGCCCCCACACGAAUGUGAUUCAACGGCAGCGUGCGUAGAAGUCAACGGUGGAAAAGCAGCAAUGCUAUUUGGUGGACUGUAUUUGGUUGCUCUUGGAGUUGGAGGGAUAAAAGGGUCAUUGCCAUCGCAUGGUGGUGAGCAAUUUGAUGAGGCCACACCAUCCGGGAGGAAGCAGAGAUCAACAUUCUUCAACUACUUUGUGUUUUGCCUCUCAUGUGGUGCACUAAUAGCAGUUACAUUUGUGGUGUGGGUUGAGGAUAAUAAAGGCUGGGAGUGGGGUUUUGCAAUAUCUACUAUCUCCAUAUUUGUGUCUAUUCCUCUCUUCUUCGCUGGAUCUUCUACUUAUAGGAACAAGAUCCCUACUGGAAGUCCACUCACAACUAUUUUAAAGGUUCUUGUUUCUGCAACACUUAACAACUGCAUCUACAAGAACUCAAGUAGUGCUGUUGUGAACAUGGCUCCAAGCCCUUCAAAUCCACACUUAUCAAGUAACAGAAAAGAAUCAGAGGAACCAGAAACAUCAAAAUCAGUAACUCAACAUGAUAAUGAGACUCUGACAGCUUCCGUAAGAUUCCUCAACAAAGCAGUUUCAAACUCAUCAUCAUCACUACAAUGCACAGUGCAACAAGUUGAAGAUGUCAAAAUAGUACUAAAAGUGCUUCCAAUAUUUGCAUGCACAAUAAUGCUAAACUGUUGCUUAGCUCAAUUAUCAACAUUCUCAGUAGAACAAGCUGCAACAAUGAACACAAAGCUUGGUUCCUUAAAGGUUCCACCAGCAUCACUACCAGUUUUCCCCGUUCUCUUCAUAAUGUUCAUAGCACCAAUCUAUGACCACAUUAUAAUCCCAUAUGCAAGAAAAGCCACAAAAUCUGAAAUGGGUAUCACUCAUCUCCAGAGAAUAGGAAUUGGGUUGUUUCUAUCAAUUGUUGCAAUGGCUGUGGCUGCAGUUGUUGAAGUAAAGAGAAAAAGGGUAGCCACUAAUUCAGGCCUAAUUGAUGAAAACAAUGGAGCAACAACAAAGCCAUUACCUAUAACAUUCCUUUGGAUUGCAUUUCAGUACUUGUUUCUUGGUUCUGCUGAUCUUUUCACACUGGCUGGGUUGUUGGAAUUCUUCUUCUCUGAGGCACCAAUUAGGAUGAGAUCAUUGGCUACUUCACUUUCUUGGGCUUCUUUGGCAAUGGGGUAUUAUCUGAGUUCAGUGAUUGUGUCAAUAGUGAAUAGUGCAACGGGUAGCUCUAACCAUAAGCCAUGGUUAUCUGGUGCUAAUCUUAAUCACUAUCAUCUUGAGAGGUUCUAUUGGCUAAUGUGUGUGCUUAGUGGGUUGAACUUCCUUCAUUACCUGUUUUGGGCUACGAGGUAUAAGUAUAGAGGGACAUGUGCCAAUUAAUGCAUCACCUUUAAUUUUUCAAAUGUCGCUUGUUUCAAAGAUAAAUGUCAUUUUGACCAAGUGAAUAUAUUAAUAUACUAGAUCUUCUAUUCUUUUUGAAGAUAUAUCAAAUCAGUCAAAAUGACAUUUAUUUUGAAACAUAAAGAUAAUAUUUCGUUUGAAAAAAAAAAUGCUGAAAUUGAGUUAAAGUUCGUGAUAUGUCAAAAUAAGAAAUCAUGUGAAGGUAUUAAUUUUUUGGCUGCAAAUUGUGCAUGUUUGCAUCCAAGGACCCAACAUGCUGCGGAUCAGCAUCACACUCGCUUCUUUUUCCCUCUCUGCAGGGAAAAAAAAAUACAAAUACAUAUGUUAUGUAUAUAAGAAAUUCAUGUUGGAAAUAAUAACAUAAGAAAAAGGAAA
Arachis stenosperma is the source of this 2423-nucleotide messenger RNA. Its product is annotated as protein NRT1/ PTR FAMILY 4.6-like. Bases 267 to 2027 code for a protein of 586 amino acids. Gene Ontology annotation, biological process: transmembrane transport. Gene Ontology annotation, cellular component: membrane. The record is from RefSeq and is a predicted model, not a curated record. The transcript is spliced from 5 exons. NCBI's taxonomy places the organism in Eukaryota, Viridiplantae, Streptophyta, Magnoliopsida, Fabales, Fabaceae. Gene Ontology annotation, molecular function: transmembrane transporter activity.